Striga asiatica is the source of this 155-nucleotide messenger RNA. The record is from the annotation of a GenBank genome assembly. Lineage: Eukaryota; Viridiplantae; Streptophyta; Magnoliopsida; Lamiales; Orobanchaceae.
AUGCAUACGAGAGAAAAAAAGCAAGGCCUUCCAACUAGGAGAAACACUUCUCUAAAAUGGCAGAAGACUGGUGAAAUGUUGCAGUCAGAGAGAGGUUUAACUUACAUCCAGAAUCAGGAAAGGCUAUCAAGUGAGACCAACAAUUCACUGGAAUU